AGAUAGGCCUAUACUUAUUUUAUCAACGCAAAUAUAAAAUCAAGCAUUUGGAGCAAUGCACAGAGACAACAGUCAACAUAAGAUCAAUUUGUGAUGCACACGGGUGACGCCGUAUGUCUACAGUCGCAUUACCAAAGACUAGCGUGGGAUCGGUCCCUACUGCCGCUGCUGCCUGCCUGCGCCUGUCUCAUCUGGAAUAGCACGGGAACCCGUUAUUUUUCUCUCUGCGUCUUGAAGAGGCCAAUUUUAGGGUAUAUUCCCAUUUGGGCACUCUUGAUCAUCUGGAGGUUUUUGACUGUCUCAAAAUACACGACAGUGCAGAGGACCAUUAGCAAUAGCAUCUCCAAAAAUUGUAUAAUAAGGCACCAUGGGAAAACAGAACAGCAAGCUGACCCCUGAGGUGAUGGAGGACCUGGUGAAGAGCACAGAGUUUAACGAACACGAGCUCAAGCAAUGGUACAAAGGCUUCCUCAAGGACUGCCCCAGCGGCAGACUGAACCUGGACGAAUUCCAACAGCUCUAUGUCAAGUUCUUCCCGUAUGGCGACGCAUCAAAGUUUGCACAGCACGCCUUUAGGACCUUCGACAAGAACAGCGACGGCACCAUCGACUUCCGAGAGUUCAUCUGUGCCCUGUCUAUCACAUCGCGUGGCAGCUUCGAGCAGAAGCUCAACUGGGCCUUCAACAUGUACGACCUGGAUGGAGACGGCAAGAUCACCAGGGUGGAGAUGUUGGAGAUCAUCGAGGCCAUUUACAAAAUGGUGGGCACUGUGAUCAUGAUGAAGAUGAACGAGGACGGCCUGACACCGGAGCAGAGGGUGGACAGGAUCUUCAGCAAGAUGGAUAAGAACAACGACGACCAAAUCUCAUUGGAUGAGUUCAAAGAGGCGGCCAAGAGCGAUCCGUCCAUCGUGCUCCUCUUGCAGUGUGAUAUGCAGAAGUGAGAAGGGGGUGCUCAUCUGUAUGAAACCAGACGUGUACACUCUCUUUGGACAGGCAGCACAUGUUUUAAUGUCUCAUUUAAGUUCUUCUUCUCAGCCAUUUCCACAGGAAAAAAAAUUAUGCUUGGACUAUUUUUCAAUGGACUCGCUUCUUGUGGUUGUAUGCAUGAGAAUGUGAAAUAGCUGAAUCAUUUUGGAUAUGUUAUAUUACACAAUAUCAUGAUACAUUUAUAUUUGAUCAAACCUAACCUACCAAUGUGAAUUGUGCACAAGUAAUCCUACUCCAUUUACCCAUUCACUUUUAGGCUAGCUUGUAUAUCAGUGAAGCGCUAUACAUUGAAUUAUUCUGUUCUUGCAGUAUUUAGAUGAUCCAUGUCCACUGCUGCAGCUAGCUGCUAAUGCUAAUGCUUAACAUACUGGUAAAUGAACAAUAAUUCCUAUGAUAAUUGUAACUCGUCUCUAUAAUAUCCAAACUUCUUGAGCUCUUGGAAAAAUAGAGACCGGAACUGUGUAGGUUCCAAUCUUUGCAUGCAUGUGUUAUGUGUUCAGACUCUAUAAUCUAACCUCUUCAAUUUUUGCAUCCUCAAGAGCGGUAUUCAAGAAGAAGCCCUCCGAAAAGCGUUUGGUAUUGUUGCAUGGGAUGUACAGUAGUGAUUCACCAGACCAUUAUAUUAUUAACCUCCUGUGGGAGCAUGUUGCCCUCAUUAUUAAUAACAUUACGUAUGUGUAAUUAAUAUGACACGAGUUCUUGAAUGAUAGCUAAUACGAGCCCUUGUUGUAACCUCUCACACAGAGUCCAGAUGUAUCUGAAAGUUGAGUAUUGAACUAAAGUCCAACACUAUAGAACAACUAGUGAAUAAAUAUGCUGCUGAUGAUGUACUAUAUUACCGUUAUAAUAUUAUUCUAUUGCACUGUUGCCAUCAAUCAACACCAGGCCAAUGCUUAUCCAUCUUCAAUGGUAAUAACCACCUAUCACUCUUAGCAUUGCUGGAUACAUAAAGCGCCACGAUAACUCCAAAUUGGUUGGAAUUCUCAGCCUGUACGUUUGCCCACUCGAUUAACGAUACAAAGUAACAUCAUACAUAUCAAUAUGUUUACAGUGACACAGAGCACGGCAAAAAUGUAACAAAUCUUGGCUUUCAAGCACGGCGUCCGGGAGCUUGUGAGUUUCCAAAGCCAGAUAGGAAAAGUCUGAAGAGUUUACUGGACAUACCGCGUUCCUACAAAAGGUACUUUUAUAGAACACAACUUUUUAUUGAAGGUUUAAUCUUCUAAUCUCUCGAUCGAUCUAAGUUUACAAUGGUCUGUGAUGGUGCAGAACCCCUCCACGAGUUGCAAGAAGUACUAGAUAAAAACAGAGCUUCUGAAACUAAAAGUUCUAGUUCUGUUUCAAAUUGACUCCUAUAUGGAUUGCAGAUAUCGUGAAAAUGUGCAUUUCCUUGAACGUACUAGACCUAUUUACCAUUUCGAAGCUAUGCAGGCAUGUACUGGCAAACAUUUCACUUAUUAUACUAGUGGAAGCUGACACCGUUUUUCACAGUUCUGGAUACAGCAUAAUGUAGACUUGAAUGCUCAUUAUUGAUUAUUAUUUGUCUAUAAUAUUAUUGGUACAGGAUGAUCCAAACUUCAUGGCAACAAUCUUUGUCAAGUAAAUGUUUAUACUAAAUAUGAAAAAUCUAAUUUAAAAGAUAAGUGACUGUGUAUUUUGUUUGUUUUGUUCUUUUUAUACAUGUGGCAUGUGUUGCACCCAAAAUUACAUAGUUACAUUCUUUAUGUAGUACUAAUGAAACUCAAUAAAAACAUCUAUGGGCUUUUUCAAAAGGCA
Molecule: messenger RNA, 2765 nt
Organism: Salvelinus fontinalis (brook trout)
Lineage: Eukaryota; Metazoa; Chordata; Actinopteri; Salmoniformes; Salmonidae
Product: visinin-like protein 1
Exons: 4
Coding region: 368-943 (191 amino acids)
Molecular function (GO): calcium ion binding
Source: RefSeq, a predicted model, not a curated record